Molecule: messenger RNA, 162 nt
Organism: Phytophthora nicotianae INRA-310
Lineage: Eukaryota; Oomycota; Peronosporomycetes; Peronosporales; Peronosporaceae
Exons: 2
Coding region: 1-162 (53 amino acids)
Source: RefSeq, a predicted model, not a curated record
AUGUGCCAGGUGAAGACAUACACGAGAGUGCCUCCAAUGACAGAGAGGUGCCAGACAACGGGGAGGAAGAGAUCCAAGACUGCUGUGAUCAGGAUGGAGGAGCUGAUAGUGGCUGUAUUGAGCGAAGUUGUGGGGGUUGCUGUCAUUAACUGGUUGGUAUAA